AUGUCGUUGACCAAGACCACUCUUGUAUUUGCGAAACGCACGAUCCCGCUCGAGUGCGAUGUGUAUUCCUCUGCUGAAUACCCACUCACAGCUCCCGUCUUCCUGUACUUCCACUCAGGUGGCCUCGUGAGCGGUUCCCGGGAAUGUGUGCCGCCUUGGCUUGUACAAGUCUGCUUCAAGAAUCAAUGGACUCUCAUCAGUGCGAGCUAUCGGAUGCUUCCCCAGGCCAAAGCUUCAGGUCUGCUCCAAGAUGCCACCGACGCUUACUCCUUUGCCCUACGCUGGGGAAUCACAAAUGAACUUGCCUCAAACCGAAAAGUGAUUGUAGGUGGAUCGAGUGCGGGUUUCUUCGUCGCCUCUCUGACGGCUCAUCACCUCCGCCCGACUCCUAUUGCUCUGUUAUCAAUCACCGGCAUCACUACUUUUCGUCAUCCAUAUUUCAGUUCUUCAGUCUUACUUACCCCGGAACCCAUAACUGAAGCACAAAUGAGCCAUCACUUAUCCGCACCGGUAUCCAUAGGAGUGACAUCCGCAAACAAUCCACAGGUCUUCCAUAUCGAAAAGAUCCUUCCUGAUGGCGCCAGGAAUACCGCAUUUGUAUUGCCUCCACUCCCCAUCUCAGAUGAUGGCAACUGCGAUGAGUUCCCCCGAGGAUGUCUUUAUGACUACUACCUUUACCGCAAUGAGUUUCUCAACCUUGUGGGUGAAGUUGACCCAGGCUACGAGUGGGCCGAAAGUGAGAGGGGAGAGAGUAGAGCUGCGGCGUGGCCACCCACGACCGUCAUACAAGGUGACGCUGAUGAAGAUGUCGAUCUCUCCGUGAGCACUCACAUGGUUCAUUGUCUCGGGGAGAGCAAGGUGAAGCUCUUCCUUGCUGAGGGACAGUCCCACCUUUACGAAGCGACGAGGUUCAUUGAAGACGAUGUGAGUGGAAUGGAUGCUGUUAGACAGGCGGUAUCAAAUCUGGAGGCCGACGUUGCUCGUGUCCUUGCCUGA
This is a messenger RNA of Colletotrichum acutatum, 996 nucleotides long. Its product is annotated as Alpha/Beta hydrolase protein. Lineage: Eukaryota; Fungi; Ascomycota; Sordariomycetes; Glomerellales; Glomerellaceae. The coding region runs from base 1 to 996 and encodes 331 amino acids. The record is from RefSeq and is a predicted model, not a curated record. Gene Ontology annotation, molecular function: lipase activity. The transcript has 3 exons.